Molecule: messenger RNA, 2466 nt
Organism: Talaromyces atroroseus
Lineage: Eukaryota; Fungi; Ascomycota; Eurotiomycetes; Eurotiales; Trichocomaceae
Exons: 4
Coding region: 1-2466 (821 amino acids)
Biological process (GO): regulation of DNA-templated transcription; DNA-templated transcription
Molecular function (GO): zinc ion binding; DNA-binding transcription factor activity, RNA polymerase II-specific; DNA binding
Source: RefSeq, a predicted model, not a curated record
AUGCUUCCUUCCGGAGGCGAGAAGAAACCGAACAGAAGGCGGGUUCCCGAUUCCCAGCGCCGCCGAACUCUGGUGAGCUGUGAUCGGUGCAAAACCCGCCGCAUUCGCUGUUAUCGCACGAAUGAGAACGAGUCGUGCACCAACUGCCUCACUGGGGGUGUCAAGUGUGAGUCGACUUUGCCCAGAAAGCAACGUGUGUAUGGGAGCGUGGAGAGGUUCAGCUUGCGGUACCGUGCUCUAGAUGCUCUAGUGCGAGGGCUGUUCCCGAACGAAGACACCGACGAUGUCGAAGUCUUGUUCCAGCUUGCUAAGAAUCACAAUAUUCAUAUGCCCUCCCCAGACGACCAGUCGCCGGCCCCGGAAGCGUUCAGUCAUGAUCAGCCAGUGGCACCGGUGGCUCCAGUUGCUCCAGGUACGUCAUCCGCCGACGCUCUUGGGGCUCAGGCAACCAGUUGCCCAUCGAGCAGUUCUGAGUUUGCGUCCAUUAUCCGUCAUAUGGUGACUAAAUACAAAAUGGCAACUUCACAAUCCCAUUGCCAUGGGCGAGAUCCCCAUGAAAAUCAGACAGAAAUGCCAGCCCUGGCUAAUUCUCCGAGAAGCGCAGCUCGGACUUCCAUACAUGGCAAUUAUGUUACCCCAGCAAUGCAUGGAGGGGCGCAGAGGCCAACGGGAUCAAAUGAGACUUCGAAACAGCUAUCUCAAACCAAUCUGCCUUCAAGGCAGAGAGAAUCACAUGAUUCAAGUGUAGGCGCCAACGACAGUUUACGAGAUCUUUUGCCUGAAAAAGGUCUAUGUGAUGCUUUGGUGCAAGCGUACCUUGACAACCUUCACGGUUCAUUUCAGGUCUUCUACAAGCCUAUUUUCCGACUUCGAUAUGAUUCUGUCUGGGACAAGAAAAUUUUGCAGACGGGCAACUCAGACGUAGGUUGGAGCUGUUGUCUGUUCAUGGUCAUCAUCUUGGGCGCUGAAAUUCUGGGAACUGAACGAUUUCCUGGCUCGUUUGCCGUUCAGACGAAAUAUAUGAAGUUGCUCUACGAACAUAACUCGGGUGAGCGGAAUACCUGUUGGCUUGUCUUGGGUAUAGCUGCUCGAAUGGCAAUCACGCUCGGCAUGCACCGUGAAGGAACCUACGGCAGCUUUGAUACAACAGAGUCGCAUACACGUCGAAUUGUUUGGUGGUCGUUAUAUCAAUACGAAUAUAACAUGUCGAGCAUUUUUGGUCGUCCUCCCACCAUUGAUGCGAGAGAAGUGAAUGUCUUGCUGCCACAUGAUGAUGUGCUGGAUGGGCCAGGUUACCCCAAGGGAUUUGCGGAGCAUUAUUUGGAAUUGACUAAUGUUGGGCACCGGAUAAGAAGGCUUAUCACCACGGUCACCGCAAAGUAUACGGAUGAGCGGGAAUUAUUAUCGUAUCAUAGCCACGUCAAGAUAGCCUUGCAAGAGCUGGAGGCGUGGAGAGCCCAAUUACCUCACCAUUUAACACCGCAAUCCCAAGUGCUGACUUCGCGACAUCGCCGUGCGGUAUUGACAUUGCAGGCAACAUACUACCACCUCAAAUCAGUGUUAACGCGGCCGUUCCUAAUCUGCAAGAGCAACCGCAAGAUUGAGUCCUUAUCUCAGGGUGAAUCUCAUGUCAUUAUUCCGGUAGCUCCCACUACAGACCUCCUUAGUCGACAAUGUCAUGCAUCAGCUAUUGCCGUGCUCGAUUGCUUUCUUCAACUUGCCAAGCAUGGUCUUUUGGACGGUGUCGCAUGGGCGGACUUUUACUACAUCAACCACGCUAAUCUAGCCCUUUCUCUUUUUGCAUUGGGCAAGAUCAGUGGUUCUGCACAAGACCAAGAGGAUGAAACAAGCAAAUCUAAAAUCGCUGGGAUAAGUAACAUCUUUGCCAAGACCAAACUCGCACCGACAUACAAAAUCUUCACCAAGGUAACUAUAGACUUGGCCAAAAGUGUAGGGUUGGGAAGUGAGAAACCUCCUCCCACCGAGGAAGCCAGCACAGAGGAAGUGCGUGAAGUCAUUGAGGAACAAAAGCCAGUAACUAAUGCAGGGUUUCCUCUUACUGUCGCUCCAUAUAAUCAGCUUCCGUGGUCCUCGACGGAAACGAUGCCCACGAUGUUUCCUCUGACAAGCGAAAGUUUGCUGGCUCCUCCCGGGCUCCUUGGGUGGUUCUGUCAGGAAGCUAAUAGUGGAUUGCACAUGUCAUGGGAUAUGUUUAAUCUUGGCAACAUACAACUUAGUGGCGCGGAUUACAUGGAAGCUCCUCCGCAAUACUCCGAAAUGUACAUUCAACAACAGCAACAACAACAACAUCAGCAGCAGCAGCAACAAUUUGAGCAUUGGCCAGGAAAGGAGUCGAGCUUCCAUUCUCGUGUCUCAAUGCGUCCGAAGCUCUGGCAUGAAUUGCGAGAUGCCCAUCAGCCACAAGCUAUGCUCACACAGGUCAUUGCUUGCUCUCAUCGAGCUUGA